Messenger RNA from Psylliodes chrysocephalus, 1787 nucleotides. The record is from the annotation of a GenBank genome assembly. NCBI's taxonomy places the organism in Eukaryota, Metazoa, Arthropoda, Insecta, Coleoptera, Chrysomelidae.
UAACUCAGUGAAACAACGCAACAGUUCUGCAUUUUUCCACUAGGCGGUGAUCGGUACCUACAAAAAAAAUCGAAAAUACUUUCAUCAAACAUGACAAUUAUAUAUAAAAAGUCAGUAAUGCCAAAAAAUAAACAGCGUGUUAAAAAUUCAUGAAAUAUUUCUAAUAAUUUAUAUUUUGCACAUACAUAUGACAUAUUUAUAACUCGGUCUAAUAUGAACAACGCGCGACGAAGGAUGGUGGUCCAGAGGUACAGCAAUCGACCCCCGUUCGAUAUGAAAGGCAAAGAAAUGUCGACAGUAGGAAAAAACUACAAAAAAUCGUACGAGCACAUAGAAAAGUCGUUUAGAACUAUCAUGAAUCAUUUAGACGCCAUACAAGCCGACGAAGAUUCGAUGGAACCGCCCGAGAAAAAGUCUCCGAUUAAUAACGUUCAAAAUAGUGCGAAGUGUAAAACGAAUUCGAAUAUACCAAGUCCCGUGCCGAGGAUUUUGGAGAGCUUUCAAAAAGCUGCUCCGAAACGACAACCUUUGGGAUUGAGGAACAAUCCUAGAAGAACGGCACAAAAAACGGAAGCUAGACUGAAAAAGCCACCACGGACUGCCAAUUCUAAUGAAAGUGACAAAUUCGCACUUCAGACGUUAUAUAGAAAUAAAAAUAUCGAUUUCGGAAAAAACGUACCAAACCAUCACAUGAUGAGGAACCUUUUGCAAAAUUACGAUGAACCCAUGGAAGAGUACCAUACUCCUGUUAAGAAAACAACCAGCACAAAUAAACCGGUGACAAUUAAAAGACUGGAUAAGGCUACUAGCACCACAGAUAUAUUGCGCGAGGAACAACGUCAAAAACCGAGUAGAAAGCCGUCAUACAAACUGAGAACAUCGCAGAAAUCUAAAACCAGAAUGCCUAGGGCACAAAGUCGCGGUUUGAUUUCAAAGACUUGCGCCUCUCGUACAUCUACAGAGGAACCCUUUUUAACUGAUAACAAGAUCAUCUCGUCUCCCUCGUACGUCUGCUCGAUCUGCGAAAGCAACUUCGUUUUGGAAGACGAAGCCCAAAUGGACAAAUCGAACAGCAACUACGUAUCCAGACAAGUGAAGAAAUUGAACAACUGUAACAACAACGAAUUGUUCGAUAGAUACGGCAAAAAUGCUAAGAAGAGCGACAACAUGAAAUUUGGUGCGAGGAAGAACGGUUACAGAUUGCAAAAGUUGAAGUCGCACAGCAAGAUAAAGACGAAUAACGUAGCGAGCAGAAAUUAUUUAGGAAUGAUGGACACAGUGAAGAAGAAGGUUCCCAGGAUGAUGGAAAUGAACAACGAAACGAUGUCUACAGACAACAAAUACGAUUGGUCCGACGAACAACCGGAACCGGAGACCUCGCCGCACGUCAAAUUCCCCAAAGAAACCCGUUGCGCGAUGGACAGAAUGAUGGACAUGCGCACGCCGCUCACCAAGUACAUGAAACCGAAGGAAUUGACCAUAAAACCGGCGAUUUCGUUUAAUCACAAGGACGCGUGCGUCACCAAAGCGUCCUACACCAGAAACACGUCGCCAUAUACGAUCUGCAACAAAUUGGAACCGAUACCCGGUAGCAAGGAGAGCGGGGGCAUCGGGGAUCACGUGGGGACCAACGUUAUAAAUUCGGGAAAAGGAAUACCUUGCGGGCGACCUGGUAGUCGCGUGACCAGAAUUGUUCAAAAACCAAGAGGUGUAAGAUAGAAGAAUAAUAAUUCGUUUAAUAAAAUAAAUUUACUGUAGUAAACAUAAAUAUAUUCAUAUAUUUCUGC